This is a messenger RNA of Dendronephthya gigantea, 1767 nucleotides long. RefSeq names its product melanopsin-like. Gene Ontology annotation, biological process: G protein-coupled receptor signaling pathway. Lineage: Eukaryota; Metazoa; Cnidaria; Anthozoa; Malacalcyonacea; Nephtheidae. Bases 146 to 1063 code for a protein of 305 amino acids. The record is from RefSeq and is a predicted model, not a curated record. Gene Ontology annotation, cellular component: membrane. Gene Ontology annotation, molecular function: G protein-coupled receptor activity. The transcript has a single exon.
AAAUUUUGACAAUAUGAUUGGACGACUGGUUUCCUGGAAGAAUCGUGAUUAAAAAGCGAGUUUCCGUAACCCAAUCACAGUUACAAAACCGGUCGCGCCGGUGACAUGUGUCGCAAAGUCGCUGGCGCAACAAGAUUGAAGAAGAAUGCCGGUAACUGCUACUGACUCUGGCGUGAUCACUUCAUUUUUCUGCUUCAUAAUUAUAUUUGGUACUUUUUCAAACGGCUUGGUCGUUUUGACAUACAUAAAAUGGCGAAAAACGAUGUUAUGGAAGCCAAAAGAUCUUCUAAUCCUGAGCCUGGCUUUCGGUGAUUUUGUGACGUGCCUUUUCGUUUGCCCUCUCGUCUUAUCCUCGGCAAUAUCGCGAACAUGGCUUUGGGGAUAUCCUGGCUGCGUUUUUUACGCUUUCAUUACGGCCUGGGUAGGCUUGGCAUCAAUGAUGCAGCUGGCGAUUUUAUCAAUUGAACGAUACAUUACCCUCCGAAGUUCAAACCUACAUGUCGUGUCAAAACGGCAAAUAAUCCUAGCGAUUCUUGCUUGCUGGCUGUUCACAUUCAUCAUUUGUUGUUUACCUCUUACUGGUUGGUCCGAGUACACUUUUGAAGCCCUGGGACUACAUUGCUCAAUGAAUUGGGAAAAGAAAUCUGUGAGUAAUUUAACAUUUUGUCUCUUCCUCCUGAUCGUAUUUUUCUUCAUGCCUAUCUGCGCCAUCGUCGGUUCCUAUUUGAAAGUUUUCUUCGUUGUUCGUCGAAUAUAUAAAAACGCCAUUGAAAUGUGGGGACCUGAAGCACAGGCAACCAAACAAAGCUACGUAUCUCAAGUGAAGUCUGCAAAAAAUCUCCUGCUUGUGAUUUCUGCAUUUAUCUUAGCUUGGUCUCCCUAUGCUAUCAUGUGUGUGAUGAUAUUGUUAUUUGAUUUAGCCAUUCCGUUACGAACUCGACAAUACCCAUCCAUGUUUGCCAAGACAGCUUUGAUUUCUAAUCCAAUUAUAUAUUUCUUUGGUUAUCGCAAAUUACGUAGAAGAGCUUUAGCGAUGCUGGGGAUUCAAAGUUGCAAAUGCUAAACGACCCUUCAGUUGCUCGGUCCGUUGAAGACACUCGUGAGCUUUAACUACAUGCUAAGGCUCACAACACCGAGAGGAAUCAAGAAACACUCGAUCAGACAUAGCAAGAUUGUAUUUGAACCGAUUACCCUAUAUACAUAGAGUUAACGCUAUCAAGAGUCUCCUCAAAUCACUCUUUAAAUAUCAAUUGUUUAAAAAUACGUUUUGAAAGUUCCUUCAUGAAGCUGCAAUUUUCCUUUAUCUGUACGUAAUUGGGCUUGUAUAUCGUUUUGCAAGCAUGUUAAUUCACAUGUAUAUAUAAAAUACUGUUGUUAUAGCCAUUCUGAAGAAGCAUAACAUAAUGAUCUACCCCUGGUGUUGAUAGAUGAAUUGACAAAAACCACGUAUAUAUCUAUCUAUUCAAUAACUCCGUUAUUCAUCCUUGUAGCGGCUAAGCUGCAUGAUUCGUCAAUAAAAUUUCUACAUAUGCACCUGGACCGGCUUUUCUAAUCCGCACUUUUUUAAUAUUAAAUGCAAAGUGCCAAAGUGCAGCUCUGGAUUAUAUGAAAUAUUUAUGCAAUGCAGGUGAAAUCGCAAUGAGACUUUCCCACGUGAAAUGAUCGUAUGCCGUUUCGGGCCAUCUGAAUCUAUACGAAUUUUUUUUAAAUUAUUCUUGCAGAAUUUAUUUUUUAACUCUUAGACUUUUGAAAUUAAUUAUAAAGGAG